Molecule: messenger RNA, 2135 nt
Organism: Plodia interpunctella (Indianmeal moth)
Lineage: Eukaryota; Metazoa; Arthropoda; Insecta; Lepidoptera; Pyralidae
Gene: twi
Product: twist-related protein-like
Exons: 1
Coding region: 109-888 (259 amino acids)
Biological process (GO): developmental process; regulation of transcription by RNA polymerase II
Molecular function (GO): RNA polymerase II transcription regulatory region sequence-specific DNA binding; protein dimerization activity; DNA-binding transcription factor activity, RNA polymerase II-specific
Source: RefSeq, a predicted model, not a curated record
GUCAAUGAAGGGACGGCUCGGGGCGGGCACAGGACUCCGCAGUCGGUGGCUGCAGUCCGCCUGCGAUUCUCAUGUCGCUCACGUCACGUACCGCGAAAACUUUACAAAAUGAAUUACGAAAAUUGUGAUAGCAGUUUACCGAUCAAACGCGAGCUCGAUUACCACGAAGACGAGGAAUACUUUAGGUACGCUCCGGUGGAAGUGGAGCGGCAUGCAGAGGCGCCAGCCUUCGCGCCCUCCUCGCCCACACAUCUCAUGGACCUCAGCGGCGGCCACGAGCGCCCGCUGCCGCACCAGUGGCCCCCCAACGUCGCUUUCGAGACUGACGAACGGGAUUACCAACAACAACAUUACGCGCCAUACGACCAACAAUACCAACGACAAACUAGAAGUUUCUAUUUCGACGACUCAAAUUCCCAGGACAGAAUAAGAGGCUACUAUGAAAAUAAUGAAAUGCCCAAAUUGGACGUGACGUAUCCGUCGUCGGAGGAUCGGAGUUCAGAAAAUGAGGAACAAAGGCGAUCGAGGAAGCGCUCGAAAUCGGCGCGGAAGAAGACGCAGUCGUUCGAGGAGAUGCAGAUCCAGCGGGUGAUGGCCAACGUGCGGGAGAGGCAGCGGACGCAGAGCUUGAACGAGGCGUUCGCGAGCCUGAGAGAAAUCAUUCCAUCGCUGCCAAGCGACAAGCUGUCCAAGAUACAGACGCUGCAGCUCGCGACGCAAUACAUAGAGUUCUUGUACCAGAUCCUGUCCAACAGCGAGGCGGGCACCAAUAGCGAGAACAGUAGCGACGCCGGCGGCGAGCACGGAAAAUAUCUCGCGCAGGACAAGCUCAGCUAUGCCUUCUCCGUGUGGAGGAUGGAAGGUGAGUGGACAAAUGGACAAACGUGAUAAGUGAACUAUUUAUGAAAAGACACUUCUCUAUUCCAUUAUUAACUUUAAGAUUAUAGUGAAUUACGCUGAUAUGAAUAAAUGUGAUAGUUAAUUAAGUAGACUUAAUUAGAGAGUUAAAUAGAUUAUAGAUAUUUCGGAUAAAUCCAUUGUUACUUGAAAAUUUUGUUUCUACAACAUGGAGUUUUGAAUACAGCUGUAUACCAAAAAAUAUGUAACAUUCUAAUUAUUACAAGUAUAAAAUUGUUAUAUUGUUUAUUAAAAUGUCCUAUAAAUAUAAUAAAAUUACUAUAUGAAUUAUAAAACUUUUUAUUCUCACAAAUUCAAGAUCCCAGUUUGCAGCAAAAACCUAUUUUAAUUAUAUAUUGUGAUUAGGUAAAAAAAUAUACAUAACAUUUACUGCAGUGCAAACUAAUUGAAAUUACUUUUUAAAGUUUAUUUUUUAGGAAAGGAUUUAUAUGCAAAAAUCAAAUUGUCAAUCUAAAUUACAAGUCCGGUUAAUAAUUUGUGAUAUCAAUAUUGAUAAUGAUAUAGUACAACUUAAAAAUCAUACUGAAAAUAAAAAAUAUGCUAGUAUGCAUCUAAAUAAAAGUGGCACGGUCAAACAUUCGGGCAACUGUUGAUAAUGAAUAAAGAAUCUUAUAAGUAAAAAAUGGAAUUAAAUAUAAAAGAAAAACUAAAACCGCUGAUUGACAAUAUUAAAACACUGAACAAAUGCUAAUUUUGUGAUUAGUAUAAUUUUGGACUAGGGAAAAAUAUUUUCUAAAACUUAUCGCACAUGCAGCCAAAUAUUAUAUAGGAACUUAUUUCACAAUAUUUUGAAUUCGUUAUAUUGCAUACAUGCAAAUUAGCGUAGUAGCUCGUUUUGUCAAUUUCUCAAAAUGUCAAUCAGCGCGCGAGUCGUUCUAUGUCUACUACCUAAAUAUGUCUUUCUGUCAACUUUUCGAUUUCUCGAAUUAACGAUUCAAUUAAAGGAGAUAAUUAUAUAAUUAUCACUUUACUUACAUGCAUGUUAAGAUAUAGGAAAUCAUAUGUGCCACCACAAAGAAAGUAUGCAAACAUAAUUUAUUUUCCUAUAAUUAGACAUAUUAUUAGAAAGUGGAAUCAAAAUAAAUGGUGUAAACUGAUCUAAAUACAUAUAUAGGUUUUUUAAAUUUUUAUCGUAGUUGAUAUUAUGCGAAUUGCAACAUUUAUAUGUUGUCAAAACAUUUCACAAAGUUGUCAAAACGAGCUGAUACGCUAUCUAU